AUGACCAAAAUACAUUAUAAGAAAUUAGAAACGGUUCCGAAAUGGUUCAAGCAUUCUAAACUUGUAUGGGGAUUAUCUGAGCUAAUUUCACAUCUAAGGGAGUUCAAAGGCAGAGUUACCAAGGGAACGCAUGUUAAAUGGUUUUACAAGCACAAGGGACAACAGGGAUACAUUAUUUGGAAAACAGGCGUUAGACAGGAUACAAUAGUGAUGUUUGACAGUGACAUGUGUGACAGGAGGCAGAGAACAGGGAACAGGUGGAACAGGUGGAACAGGUGGAACAGGAACAAUGGGCUAGUUGGGUUUCAAUAA
Messenger RNA from Mucor mucedo, 312 nucleotides. RefSeq lists its product as uncharacterized. Lineage: Eukaryota; Fungi; Mucoromycota; Mucoromycetes; Mucorales; Mucoraceae. The transcript has 2 exons. Bases 1 to 312 code for a protein of 103 amino acids. The record is from RefSeq and is a predicted model, not a curated record.